UUCUCAAGGCUGACAGAGAGGUUUGUCAAUGGGGUGGAUGUAUUAAUGGACACAUUCUGGAGGAUAUGGACUGAUUUGUUAGAUGUUCUUGGAAUUGAUGCCUCCAACCUGACUCAUUAUUUCAGCCCAGCAGCAAUUGCCAACAGCCCAACCCGUGCUCUUCUACUAAUUGGUGCCAUUUUACUCGCCUAUUGGUUUUUAUCUCUCUUCCUUGGAUUCUUCUUCUAUCUCCUGCACAUGCUGUUUGGUCGUUUCUUCUGGAUUGCGAGGGUUGCCCUUUUCACUCUCUCGUGCGUGUACAUCCUCCAGAAGUAUGAAGGUGACCCGGAACACGCUGUCCUGCCUCUCUGCUUUGUUGUAGCAGUCUACUUCAUGACGGGGCCAGUUGGAUUUUACUGGAGAAGAAACAGCAACAGCAGCCUCGAGGAGAAGAUGGACCACCUCGAUAGUCAGAUCAGACUUCUGAACAUUCGUCUUUCUCGGCUGAUUGAGAACCUGGACAGAGGCAGUAACCAAUGAACCAGCCCCUAUAGACCACUGUACACCAGCUCUAGAAAAUUCCUAAGCACUGUCUCGUUUGAAGUUACAAAGCAACAAAACAUCACAUGGUAAAAAGUGUGCAAAAGUUAUAACUUUUCAUCAUGUGUGAGACUAAUUUAUCUAGAUUAUACACUCAGCCAUUAUACUUGUAGGAAAAAACAAAUGUUUAAGAACUUCAGCUGUAUAUUCAGAGAGUUUUAUCCAGUACUCGAAUUUUCUCAGUAGAUAAACGCUUACUUUUACAAGCAUUUAAAAACAUCUUUUGUAAAGUUUUUAUAAAAGCAAAUUGAGUAGUCUUUCAAAUCUUGAAAUUGAGCUAAAACAUAUGCAAAUUUGACACUUUAAAAGUUAAAAAGAA
Molecule: messenger RNA, 898 nt
Organism: Nestor notabilis (Kea)
Lineage: Eukaryota; Metazoa; Chordata; Aves; Psittaciformes; Psittacidae
Gene: BRI3BP
Product: BRI3 binding protein
Exons: 2
Coding region: 46-519 (157 amino acids)
Cellular component (GO): mitochondrion
Source: RefSeq, a predicted model, not a curated record